Cheilinus undulatus (humphead wrasse) is the source of this 1761-nucleotide messenger RNA. RefSeq names its product sperm-tail PG-rich repeat containing 2 (gene stpg2). NCBI's taxonomy places the organism in Eukaryota, Metazoa, Chordata, Actinopteri, Labriformes, Labridae. The transcript has 14 exons. The coding region runs from base 95 to 1684 and encodes 529 amino acids. The record is from RefSeq and is a predicted model, not a curated record.
UUUCAGUUCCAGCCCCCAGCCCAUAAAUACUAUCACCAAGCUACUGAAAAAUGGAUAUGCCCCAUUUCUGUCUCUGACCAGCAGAUGGCCACCAAUGAAUGAGUCCAGUGAGACAGUACCAGGACCUGGACAUUAUGACUCCUCUCCUGUCAAGCCAAAUGUCCACGGUGGCUGCAGUCUUCAGAACCGCUCCAAGCGCUUUGAGGAGGUGGUAUCAAAGGUCCCGGGUCCAGGGGCCUACAAUGUGCUGCAUGCCUCAGGAAAUGCACUCAGGGCUGGGACGUCUAAUGCAGGACAGGCCCAGAAGCUUGGCAGAAAUAUGUGGCUGCAAGCCAAAAGUCUGCGACUGGUUCGUCCGUCCAUUCCAUCCAUUCCUUCCCCAGGCCAGGCCUAUGGCUAUGAAGAGGAUGCCCAGGGUGUACUUAGCAAGAAGCAGCCCCUUCCCAGGGACACAACCCUUGGGCCAGCCUACUACAGUCCACUGCUGUCAGAGAUGAGUUCUGCAGAGAAGUAUAAAGGAGUCCACUUUGGCAACAUGACAGGGGUGAGAGGAGAGCUGAAAGUGGAUGAGGGACCAGGUCCAGGAUAUUAUUACCCAGAGAUAAACAUAAAAACGGAGUAUGUGAAUGUGAACCUUCAAACGGAGCAGAAAGGCAGAGCCGAGCUCAUCAUCCCCCGCUAUCAUGAACUGGUGCCAAUGCAAGAGGAAAAGAAGGGAGUUCCUGGCCCGGGCCAGUACCACAUCAGAGGGCAGUUUGAGACGCCUGAGAAGUCCUGUGGUAAUCAUCCAAAGUUGCCUGGCUCCUUCCUCUCUAAGACUGAGAGGUUUAGCCCAGUGAAAGAAGUGUCGCCCCCUGUUGGUGCGUAUACUGACCCUCGCUGUGCCUUGGAGCUGCUAAAGAAGACCACAGGGGUGAAGAAAAGCCCAUUUGGCAUCUCUGCAGCGCGCUUCAAUCCUCAUCACGAAACACACUCCACACCAGGUCCAGGGUCCUACAAUGUCUUCGAGCAGGGUUUAGCCUGUGAGAGUUUCAAAAGAGCAUUUUUGGACAGAAACAGGAAGGGAGGCUUUGGCUCGACGGCUCAGCGCAACCCCUUCUUCAGAAACAAGGAAUCAAUAGAUGCCCCAGAUCCAGGGCAGUAUGAGACAGAAAAGAAGACAGAGGAAAACUACAAACAGCAGCAGACCGCAGUUUUCAGAUCAACCACAGAACGUUUCACUCCAUCACAACCAGCUCAAGAUUCUCCUCCACCAAACUCUUACAACGUGAGGCAGGCGUUUGAGAAUGCUAACAGCCGCUCUUACCAGCAACCCCGCAGUGAAGGAGCGAAAAGACGUCAGAGCUGCUUCCUCUCUGCUGCACCACGUAAUAACCUCCUCCUGCAAUAUGACUCCAGUGUGCCAGGUCCUGGACAGUACAACCCCAGUGUGAAAUCCUGCCCUCAAAUGACUCUGAUCUCCAAAGAAGAUCGAUUCAAAGUCUCCACGAACACCAACCCAGGGCCUGGAGCUUAUCAGCUGAGUCCAGGUCUCAUGAACACUGUGCUGAAGGGCACCUUUAAUGCGACGCUCAACAACCCUUUGGGCCCCUGCUGCUCCCCCGAUGUGGCCCCUGGCUCCUUAAUGGCCCACAGAACUCUUAACGCCAUCCCACCUAACAUCCUCUACACCCGCACUUCUUAGAUCUCUGCGAGGGUCAAAGUUUAGAGGUGAAAGGUCGCAGGAUGAAGAAAGCUUUUAUACUUUGUGGCGAAGUGAAA